AUGAACUACGAAGAAUAUGAUUACUACUACAGACAUGAGGAAUUCACGCAGCAGGACCUGAAUGUAUUGAUAUAUUUGCUGCCUAUGGCAGAGCAUUACAAAUGGAAGUUCAUCUCUAACAGGCUUUCGAAGCUGCGUUCGAAGAAGGUGAACCUGGACUUCUGCUACAGAAAGACGAACGAGAUGUUCAACCUUCCAUCAGAUGCCGGUACCAACAAUGGCCAUUUCCAACCUCCCGACCCCAAUAGCGUGAGUGGCUUGUUGGGAACAAGCAUACCGUAUCUUUGUCACAUGGAUGAGCAAAGUGGGCCAUAG
Molecule: messenger RNA, 315 nt
Organism: Kuraishia capsulata CBS 1993
Lineage: Eukaryota; Fungi; Ascomycota; Pichiomycetes; Pichiales; Pichiaceae
Exons: 1
Coding region: 1-315 (104 amino acids)
Source: RefSeq, a predicted model, not a curated record